Messenger RNA from Salvelinus namaycush (lake trout), 2601 nucleotides. RefSeq names its product endo-1,4-beta-xylanase C-like. The record is from RefSeq and is a predicted model, not a curated record. NCBI's taxonomy places the organism in Eukaryota, Metazoa, Chordata, Actinopteri, Salmoniformes, Salmonidae. The coding region runs from base 1180 to 2235 and encodes 351 amino acids. The transcript has 2 exons.
CAGUGUUGAGUAGUGUGUGUGUGUGUGUGUGUGUGUGUGUGUGUGUGUGUGUGUGUGAGAGAGAGAGAGGGUUAGGGUUGCAGUAUGAUGGAAGCUGACAGCCAGUAGUUGAGUAACAUGUAAUUCCAUGGGGACUCGGGUCAGAAGCUCAGGUUUCGACACAUACAUGCCUGUAUCAUAUACGCCCUCCAUAAAAAAGUGUCAUGGUUAGGUUUCAGUCCCCCUCUAGACAGCACAAAGGGCAGGGGGCUUCUCUGGCUGCAGGUGAUGAUACAGUCCCAAUAAAUAGGCUACUUCUCAAUGACAUUACAUUUACUCUGUUAAAACCUUCCUCUUUACAGUAUGGCAAAGGCCAUCCGUGUAUAUAGUACAGUCCUAAGACACUGGAUGUCAAGUCACUCUAGUCUGUGCAGAAAUGGUAACUACCUGCCCAUGAAUACAUGAAUAGGGAUAUGACAAGUAAACUAAUGUCAGCUUACGCCCACAAUGUGCAUGAGUCAUAUUACUGUCGUGGUAGGGGUGGAGAGGGGCAAAGCAGAUGCAUGUUGGUAGUUUUCCAUAACAAUACCCGCAUUUGAAUAAGUGAGAGAGCUGAAUGAACCCAAACAGUGAAACUGCUGUCUGCUAUGGAAGAAACAAAACUAUACCUCUCCGGCUCAGACAAAAGGUGAGCUGCUGACGUCAUCAGCCAACGAUUGCCCAGACGAGCCCUGCUGCGCGAGACACAUGAAAAAUAAUGACAGCGUCAACACAGCCAUUAAAGCGUGAUUGGCCGCUGACAUUUCCUUGAUGGAUGCUUCGUCAGCUGACACCGGUAGCAUCCUGGACCACCUGACGGACAGGCUGGGAGCGAGAAGCAGGAACAUUACCAGGGAAAAGAGGAUUGUUAACCUGCGGAGUCAGUCUGCUAUUCAGUCUUUGACAGAAAGUAUCAACUGUCAUUUGCCUAAAUAUUGACUCAACCUCCAGGUCACGUACUGCUGGCUACAUGUUCUUAGUGGGACAGUGUUCGGGGACAAUAAUUAAUUGGCAAUUGCAUCCCUUUAGCCGUCUGACUUGCGGUGGACAAAGUUUAUAAGCAGUUGGGACAGGUCAUUCUUUGUCCGGGUGUGUGAAGGCAGCUCCUCUCCUCCUCUUCUGAAGGUGAAAACCACCCCCUCCAAAAAAAACAGCUAUUGCAUGUCCGACCACUCCCUUCUGUGCCAUACCGCGGGCAGAGUGAGGAGCAGCAGCCGUGGGGGACAUCCGGUGGGACAGCCAGUGAGGAGCAGCAGCCGUGGGGGACAUCCUGUGGAACAGCCAGUGAGGAGCAGCAGCCGUGGGGGACAUCCGGUGGAACAGCCAGUGAGGAGCAGCAGCCGUGGGGGACAUCCGGAGGGACAGCCAGUGAGGAGCAGCAGCCGUGGGGGACAUCCGGUGGGACAGCUAGUGAGGAGCAGCAGCCGUGGGGGACAUCCGGAGGGACAGCCAGUGAGGAGCAGCAGCCGUGGGGGACAUCCGGUGGGACAGCUAGUGAGGAGCAGCAGCCGUGGGGGACAUCCGGUGGGACAGCCAGUGAGGAGCAGCAGCCGUGGGGGACAUCCGGUGGGACAGCUAGUGAGGAGCAGCAGCCGUGGGGGACAUCCGGUGGGACAGCCAGUGAGGAGCAGCAGCCGUGGGGGACAUCCGGUGGGACAGCUAGUGAGGAGCAGCAGCCGUGGGGGACAGCCGGUGGGACAGCCAGUGAGGAGCAGCAGCCGUGGGGGACAUCCGGUGGGACAGCCAGUGAGGAGCAGCAGCCGUGGGGGACAUCCGGUGGGACAGCUAGUGAGGAGCAGCAGCCGUGGGGGACAUCCGGUGGGACAGCCAGUGAGGAGCAGCAGCCGUGGGGGACAGCCGGUGGGACAGCCAGUGAGGAGCAGCAGCCGUGGGGGACAUCCGGUGGGACAGCCAGUGAGGAGCAGCAGCCGUGGGGGACAUCCGGUGGAACAGCCAGUGAGGAGCAGAGAAAAUGGAGCGCAGCGCCACGUCUUCAACUGCUCCCAACCCAUCCCCCUCAAACUCGCUCCCCUCACCCCAAUGGCCCAGAGACUGCGCCCAUUGUCUCGGGAGCACAAAAGACUCAAAGUGAACAAAUGUGCCUUUCUGCUGUCCGGAUGGAGUGCGGAAGACAGGCCUGGGACACCUGAUCUAUCCCUCCAUCUGCACAGAGAAAGAGGCAGCCAGGGAGAGAAACUCACCGUUAGUCACCCCUGAACUGAUCCAAGAUCAGAACACUUAAAACAGUCAGUUGUGGGAGAGGAAAGGAGCAGGUCCAGAGGAGAGAUCUGGUGACCCUCGAUGGAAACUUUUUCACCCUCCAACUAAAUCUCUGCAUUAAUUGAGUGAGAACGAGAAAGAAAUGGCAGAGACAAAAUGGAGGGCGAAGCAGAAUAAGAGAGAAAGGAGAGAAACACUGAUUGAAAGACAGAGGGACAGAUAGGAGAAAGGGUGAUGGAGUGAGUGAGUUGUGUACUGUAGUACCGAGACUGUAGUAUUCAGCCCUCAGUGACUGAAAGACAAAUAUUAGUUUGUAACACUACUGCACUCUAAUAAAAAAAAUGUGGUUAAACAUCAAAUACA